UGACGUUGUCGCGGCAGAAGCGGGGAGAAAGGGCGAAUUAGUGAAGCAGUGGAGGAAAUAUUUACGAUUCCUGCUUUUCCCGAAUGAGUUUUGUCACUCUAUGCAAUUUUAGUUUUGAAUUAUAAGAAAAUACGCUUUACACAGCCAUGCGGCGAAAUAAGGCCGAAGUGGACGAAUAUAUUUAUUCAGUAGAGAGUUCCUCUCCUUCACUCAAAGAGAAACCAAUUAAAGGAUUUUUAUUUGCUAAAUUAUACUUCGAGGCUAAGGAGUAUGAACUUGCUAAAAGACAUGUAUCAGCAUAUCUGAAGGUGGCGGAAAGAGACCCCAAAGCACACAAGUUCCUGGGCAAACUUUAUGAGAGGGAAGGAGAUGUCAACAAGGCCAUAGGAUGUUACAAGCGGUCUGUGGACCUGAACCCAGCCCAGAGGGACCUGGUUUUGAAGGUGGCUGAGUUGCUGGUCAGUAAGACCGAGAGAGACAACAGAGCAGAGUUCUGGGUGGAGAAAGCUGCCAAGCUGCUGCCUGGACACCUUGCUGUCUUCAAGCUCAAGGAGCACCUACUGAAUCAACAGGGCCAACAGGGAUGGAACCAGUUGUUUGACCUACUGCAGGCAGAGCUGGCUGUGAGGCCUGGCGAUGCCCAUAUCAACAUCAAGCUGGUUCAGUUGUUCUCCUCCGAUGGCAGGCUGGAGGAGGCUGUCAAACACUGUCUGGCCACAGAGAAGAGAGGCCUGCUUAGAUCCAGCUUGGACUGGUACUCUACUGUAGUACACACUCUGCAGGAAUCCCUAGCCCAGCCCAGUGUUUCGUCCAAUGAGAAGAUGAGGCAACAUCGGCAGAGAGAGCUACUUUUGGCACACUGCAGCCUGCUGAGACUGACUCUGCAGGGGAAAGGACUGCAGCCUAGCAUCCAGGCCCUCUGGAGUUUUGACUGUGCGAUGCAGGGCCUGAAGAGGGCAGAGGGCAGUGUAACAGAUGAUCUGUCUGGGGUCUAUGUGGAGAUGAGGGGACAUCUGUACCUGCAUGCUGGCACUCUCCUGCUGAAGAUGGCUCAGGAGAGAGAACAGCAGUGGCGGGAUGUCAUUGAUCUGGCUGCUCUCUGCUAUCUGCUGGCCUACCAGGUCCCCAGGCCAAAGAGCAAGGUGUCUAAACGGGACCAGUCUCCUCCUCAGCCUCUGGAGCUGCUGGCUAGUGACAGAAAGAGCCAGGCUGGACACAUGCUGCUCAACCUCAAGCCCGAGACACACACCUUUGUCAGAGAGGUGGUGGAGGCGUUUGGGAACUGUAGUGGUCAGGGCGCUUUGUUUGAGUUUUUGUUUGGGCCUCUGGCUCCGGCCGGGACUUCCUUCAUUGGCAACGAUGACAUCCGCUCCAUCAACACACAGGCUCCAGAGAUAUCUGACCUUACCAAAUGGGAUAACGGCUCCAUCCAGCUCCAUGGUGGGGACCUCCAGCAGCUGUGUUGGCUGGGCCUCCAAUGGUCUCUCUUGGCCCAGAGGCCUGCUCUGAGGGACUGGCUCAAACAGCUGUUCCCCAGGCUCAACCUGGAGACCUCCAAACUGGACACCAACACACCAGAGUCCAUCUGCCUGCUAGACCUGGAGGUGUUCCUGUGUGGGGUGGUGUGGUGCAGUCACACCCAGCUCCAGGAGAGGGCCAGGAUCACUUCUACUGGUCAACAUGAGCCCCGCUGCCUGCCCCUGCCCCUCCUCCACCACCUCUUCACAGACAGACAGAGGGACUGGUGGGAUGCAGUCUACAGGCUCAUUCACAAACGAGCUGCGCCUGGCAUGUCAGCCAAACUGAGGAUGACGGUUCAACAUGGACUAAGCACCUUGCGAGCCGGAGAGAAACAUGGCCUUCAACCAGCCCUGCCCAUACACUGGGCCCAGCACCUCAGCUCAGCGGGGUUUGGUGUGAACUCAUACUACGACCACGAAUACAUAAGGCGGAGUGUCCACUACUGGAACGUGGUGCUCCCCCUGCUGGACAAGAUCAAGAGGAGACGUGGCAUCCCUGGACCCCUGGACCCCCUGUUCAUACACUUCCCCUCUAGAGACAUAGAGAUCCCAUCAGUGAAGGGCUUUGAGGAGGAGGCCAAGAUAGCAUUUGCGACCCUCCUGGACAUCGAGGGGAAGACUGAGGAGGCUAUCGCUACCCUGGAGACCAUCAACAGCAUCUCGUCUAACUGGCACCUAGCUAGGAUCUUCCAGCGUCUGUCUGAGGAGGCCGGUAGCGGGGUGGAGGAGACACAGGACAGGUGCAUCAUGUUCCUCAGGAAGUUCAGAACUUACCUGUCCAAGAUCUACAACGCCAACGCUGACGACAUGGAUAAGCUGCCCGUUUCGAUGGAGGAGGUGAUGGAUCUCCUGAACGAUGUGAAACAGCAGCUGGAGGAGAGUGGAGAAGCGAUGGAUGAAGAGGACGACGGUGGACCGGUCCACUCCAGCCUUCAGUUUACUAAGCCUGCUGCUUCAAUCUCUUGUGUCAAAUUCGCCCCAUUAACCCCCUCCCCCAGCAAGAGUUUGGCCUCUCCCUCCAAAAGACACCUGAUUUCCCCAAAGACGCCACCUCAUUGGGCGGAGGACCAGAAGUCCCUCCUGCAGAUGCUCUGCCAGCAGGUGGAGAGCCUCAAGAAUGAGGUCCAUGACUUGAGGCAUCACUCGUCAGACAGCAUGGCGUCACCCCACCAAAGAAUGUAUGGAGAUGGGUAUGGGGCUGAGAGCAUGCAGGAGGGCUACCCCCCAGCACAGACCUUCCAUGGAGCACCCCUCACUGUUGCCACCACACAGGCACCCUCUAUGUAUUACAAUCAAUCCCCUGCUUAUAACGCCGGACAGUAUCUCCUUCGUACGGCAGCCAAUGUUACUCCAACAAAGGCUCCUGUGUAUGGAAUCAACCGCCUGCCACCCCAGCAGCACAUGUAUGCCUACCAGCAGCCCACAAACACACCUCCCCUACAGUCAACACCAGCCUGCAUCUACCCUCCUCAAGAUCAGGUCUUCGGCGCCCCUCUCCGCUUCGAGUCGCCAGCAACCAGUCUACUCUCCCCAUACAGUGAGGAAUACUACGGCCACUCUCAGCCCACCACAAACCCUCCCCUCCCAGAACCUGGCUACUUCACCAAGCCCUCCAUUGUACCUGUCCAACCACCAAAGAGCAUCGAGGGGAAGCCUGUGGGCUUUGGGAAGAUCUCUUUUGGCCAGCCGAUCCCUGCUGGGCCUCCUAAGUUGCCUAGCUUUGGUGCUGGAAUAGUCGCCCAGUCCACUCCAUCAUCCGCUGCCUUUAAAUUCAACUCUAACUUUAAAUCCAAUGACGGGGACUUCACCUUCAAGUCCAAAAACAAUGAGAGCCUGUUGGGUCUUCUGACAUCAGACAUUCCCACCAAAUCUGAGGGUCCCUCAGAGGGGAAGCCCCAAGAGCCUCCUAGUCAGGGAGGGAUUUUUACCUUUGGCCCUAAAAGUGUGUCUGGGUUCUCCUUUGCUGACACAAUCCAGAUCCAGGACAAACCAAACCUGUUUGGAAAAAUUGACCAGACAUUUAGUUUCACUGAUGUAACCACGCCGGUAUUUGGGCUGGCAAACACCGCAGAGGAGGAGAAGGGAGCCGAGAGCAAUAACAACAGCACUCAUGUGGAGGAGGACGAGGAUGGGCCUCACUUUGAGCCUAUUGUGCCCCUCCCUGACAAAGUAGACGUGAAAACUGGAGAGGAGGAAGAGGAGGAGAUGUUCUGUAACAGGGCCAAGCUGUUCAGAUUCGAUGCGGAGACAAAAGAGUGGAAAGAGAGAGGUAUCGGCUUAGUCAAAAUCCUAAAGCACAAUAGAUCAGGAAAAGUGCGUCUGCUGAUGAGGAGGGAGCAGGUUCUGAAGAUCUGCGCUAACCACUACAUCACGCCAGAUAUGCUCCUGAAACCAAAUGCUGGAUCUGACAAGUCCUGGGUCUGGAAUGCUGUUGAUUAUGCGGAUGAGGAACCAAGGCCUGAGCAACUGGCCAUCCGGUACAAAACGGAAGACGAGGCAUUGCUCUUCAAGACAAAGUUUGAAGAGGCUCAGAAGAUCGUUCCCAAAUCUCCAAAAAUGCAGCAAGAUCAGUCAUAUAGGAAAAAUAAUUUUCCUGAACUCUCUGCUCCAUUGGCGACAAACUUUGCUGCCCAAUUUGCAAAGAAGUACGGGGAGUGGGACUGCGAUGUGUGCUGUGUAAGAAAUGCAGCUAAAGUUAUGCAGUGUGUUGCCUGCCAGACUGCCAACCCUAAUGCCCCAUCAAAGCUGGACAGCGCACCGGCUACUGACAUCAAAGGGUUUACUAGUGGGGCAGCUUCAGUGGGAGGAUUUACUUUUGGAUUUGGAGCUGACUCGUCAAAAGACACCAGCAGCGCAGGAUCGAUUGGAAAAGGAUUUGGGUCUUUUGGAGCUCAGAUACCCUCCUCCUUUACGUUUGGAACCAGUGGCACCACUUAUAUACCUGCUGCUGGUUUUGGUGCACAGUUUGGAAAGAGGCAAGAAACCACAAAAGUUGCAGCAGAAUCAAAGCCCUCAACCAUGCCAUUUAGCUCUGGAUUUGGUGUGCAGUUCGGCAUAAAUCCAGGGCAGUGGGACUGCGAUACAUGCGCUUCAAGAAAUGAGGCAUUUGCAAACAGUUGUCUCUCUUGUCAAACUCCUAACCCUCCAGGAAAACCUGCUGCUGGUGCCCCAGCUUUGGCAACCCUCUCAAUUGGGUCUGGAUUUGGUGCACAGUUUGGCAAAAAACCAGGGCAGUGGGAGUGUUACACGUGUCUUGUUAGAAAUGAGGAGUCUGCUAGCAGUUGUGUUUCUUGUCAAACUCCAAACCCUGUAACCAAAACAGAUGUAGAUGGAACAGCAGAAUCAAAGCCCUCAACCAUGCAAUUUGGUGCCCCGGCUUUGGCAACCCUCUCAACUGGGUCUGGAUUUGGUGCCCAAUUCAACAAAAAGCUAGGGCAAUGGGACUGUGAUACAUGCGUUGUGAGAAACGAGGCUUCUUCAAGCAGUUGUGUUUCUUGUCAAACUCUUAACCCUUCAGCAAAAUCAACAGUAGAGGUAGCACCAACAACAGAGUCAACAGUGUCAGACUUUGGUGCUGCUUUUUCAAGGAAGGAUGGACAAUGGGACUGUGACACCUGUUUAGUGAGGAAUGAUGCAUCUGCCUCUAAGUGUGUUUCCUGCCAGACACCCAACCCCAAUGCUAGCAGCUCCUCUCUUAGGGCCAUGUUUGCCAGGCAGGAGGGACAGUGGGACUGUGACACAUGUCUUGUCAGAAACAACGACUCUGCUAGUCAAUGUGUCUCCUGUCAGAUGCCCAAUCGCAAUGUUAAGAGCAUAGCCACAGCCGCGACUUCCAGCUCAUCCUUCAGCUUUAACUUCGGGAGUCAGACUGCCUCUACUCAACCCACAGGCACUGGGUUUAAAGCGAACUUCAAUGGUGACAGCUCUUUGCAGUUUGGCACAGGCAAAGUUGAUAAAAGUUCCCCUGCAUCCUUCAAGUUUGAGACCCCUCCACAGGCUGAAAGCACUACCCCCAGUGCUGCAGGCUUCUCUUUCACCAUGCCCAUCCAAGCAGGUGGCUUUAAGUUUGGCACUCAGGAAACUGCAAAGGAAACCCUACCAGCUGAAACUCAGACUCCUGCUUCAGGGUCUGCGUCAAUGUUCCUGAAGAAUAUCGUAGAGCAGUACAGAGAGAAGGAAUCUGUUGUCAGUGUAUAUCCAUCAGUGCUGUCAGUGGACAAGACGGGUCAGGAUGAAAAUCCCCUCUUCAUUGGCAAACCCAACGACUUCAGUUUUGCAGACUUGGCUAAAAACUCACAAGGAGACUUCCAGUUUGGUCAGACUGACUCCAAUUUCAAAGGCUUCACCCGCGCUGGUGAGCAGCUGUUCACAUCCCUUCAGUCAAACCAGAGGGCAGACACCUCAGCUGACCAGGAUGAAGAGGGCAUAUACAAGACAGAGGAUAAUGACGAUAUCCAGUUUGAGCCUGUGGUCCAGAUGCCAGAGAAAGUGGACCUGGUCACAGGAGAAGAGGACGAACAGGCCCUCUACUCCCAGAGAGUGAAGCUCUUCAGGUUUGACGGAGACAUCAGCCAGUGGAAGGAGAGGGGCGUUGGGGUCCUCAAGUUCCUGAAGAACGCCACCAAUGGCAGGCUCAGGGUGCUGAUGAGGAGAGAGCAGGUCCUGAAGGUGUGUGCCAACCACUGGAUCACCACCACCAUGAACCUGAAGCCCUUGGCUGGCUCCGACAAGGCCUGGAUGUGGCUGGCUAAUGACUUCUCUGAUGGAGAUGCCAGACUGGAGCAACUCGCUGCCAAGUUUAAAACCCCUGAGCUGGCUGAGGAUUUCAAGCUGAAGUUUGAGGAGUGUCAGAGGCUCCUGUUAGACAUCCCGCUGCAGACUCCUCACAAGCUUGUUGACACAGGCAGAACUGCACAUCUCAUCCAGAAAGCAGAGGAGAUGAAGUCCGGCUUGAAAGAUCUUAAAUCUUUCCUGACCGAUGACAAAACCAAGAUCAAGGAGGACGACAGCCAUGCUAACAUCACGACAGCCAGUAACACCUCUGGUCUGAAUAUCAAGCCCCACGCAGAGAACACUGGCCCUACCUUAGAAUGGGACAACUAUGACCUGAGAGAGGAGGCUCUGGACGACAGUGCUGACACCUCUGUCUACGCCUUACCCCUGGCAAGCAGCCCAAUCAGGAAGAACCUCUUUUGCUUUGGAGAAUCCACAGAGGGCUUCAACUUCAGCUUCCAACCUGUCGUCAGUCCCGCCAAGUCGCUGGCCAAGAUGAACCAGAGCGGGGUGUCUGCGGACGAGGAGCAGGACAUUAGCCAGGAGGAGGAGCGGGACGGCCUGUACUUUGAGCCUGUGGUUCCCCUGCCAGACCUGGUGGAGAUCUCCACUGGAGAGGAGAAUGAAAACGUGUGUUUCAGCCACAGGGCAAAGCUGUAUCGCUAUGACAAAGACAUGAACCAGUGGAAGGAGAGGGGCAUCGGAGACCUCAAGAUACUGCAGAACUGCGAUACCAAACGAGUCAGACUCAUCAUGAGGAGAGACCAAGUCCUGAAAAUCUGCGCCAACCAUUGGGUCACAUCUUCUAUGAAGUUGGAGCCCAUGAAGGGUGCUGAGAAGGCCUGGGUCUGGAGCGCUAUUGACUUUGCCGAGGUAACUAAGGGAAAUGUUGAGCAGUUAGCUGUGAGAUUCAAACUGAAGGAUGUGGCUAACUCCUUCAGAGAUAUAUUUGACCAGGCUAAAACUGCCCAAGAGAAUGAGAUUCUGGUCACUCCAAUCGCCUCCAGUGAGAACCUUACUCAGGAGGAAGCAAUAGCGACGGGGACAACCGUGUGUGGACAAGCUGCUGUGGCCAUCCUGGAGGAGACCACCACAGAACGGACAGAGCUGUAUCAUGAGACUUUACACACCCCUGACUGUAAGUCCUCCACCGGUACUCCACAUAGCCCUCUCAACCUCUCCAGGAUGGUGAUGUCCCCACCCAAGUUCCUCUUUGGAACAGACUCUCUCCAAAAGAUUUUCGGCAGCAGCCCACCAUCAUCCAAGGAGGAUAGUUCUCCAGAGAGCUCCAAGGUUAAAGACAGCGGUCGGACCUCCCAGCCUUUAACUGCAUUCAAAAUCUCAGAAAAGGGAUUGGACUUUAGGCUUUUCAAAGAUAACCCAAAGACUUUUUGGACCAGCACCUCAUCCACCCAAUUUGAGCCCCCAGCACCCUCCCAUGCGGAGGCCGACAGUGAGGUGGAAGUGGUGUAUGUGAGGCAGCCAACAGUUGAGCAGGCUCUUCUGGCUAGGGAACUCCUGCUGCCUCUCACCUUCUUCUGCUACCAGAACGAACCAGGAUAUACCAGCGACCACCAGACUGAUGAUGAGGACUUUGAGACAGCAGUUAAAGCCCUGAAUGGAAAACUGUACCGGGAUCCUCCUGAGAGAGAGGCUGCAAGUGCAGGUUCUGCAGGCCAGGCCGAGGCAGGUGUUGAAGGUCUGGACCCGGAGGUUGAGGUUUUAUGGGAGAAGAGGCCAACUCCAGAGGAGGAACAGAAAGCCAGGAACCUGCAGCUGCCUUCAACCUUCUUCUGUGGUGUAGGCAGCGACAGCGAGGCAGAGAAGGACAAGCCAGAGGACUUUGAGACAGAGUUCCGCAAAGCACAGGAGGCUCUGGAUGCUGAGAGAAGCUCAGACCCUGUUUCAUCUGAGGAUGUGUCCUCCAGCACCUGCGAUACAGUGCCAGAACAACAGGUCCCAGACCAGUACCCCAGCAGCCAGGAACAGGCUUCAGAUCAGUCUGGGGCAGAAGUCCAGUCCACUACAGCAGAAGCACAGGUCCCAGAUCAGUCCUUAACCAUACAGGAGGCAGAAAUCCCAACCCCAGGUAGCCAGGAACAAGCCACAGAACAGUCGGUUACCAUCCAGGAGGCAGAAGUCCAGUCUUCUACAGCAGAGGAACAUGUCCCAGAUCAGUCCUUAACCAUUCAGGAGGCUGAAAUCCCAACCCCAGGUAGCCAGGAACAGGCCACAGAACAGUCAGUUACCAUCCAGGAUGCAGACAUCCAAUCUUCUACAGCAGAGGAACAGGUCACAGUUCAAUCAGUAACCAUCCAGGAGGCAGAUGUCCAGUCCUCUACAGCAGAAGAACAGGUCUCAGUUCAGUCAUUAACCAUUCAGGAGGCAGAGGUCCAGUCCACCACAGAGGAGCAGCAGACUCCAGAUCAGUCAGACUCCACUUCAACACCAUUGCAGACUGCCGUCUCCCGCAGCAGGGAGCAGGCUACCACUCCAAACCCUUCAGAAAAACCUGCUGCUAGUGCCCCAGCUUUGGUAACCCCCUCAUUUGGUUUUGGAUUUGGUGCACAGUUUGGCAAAAAGCCAGGGCAGUGGGAGUGUGACAUGUGUCUUGUUAGAAAUGAGGAGUCUGCAAGCAGUUGUGUUUCUUGUCAAACUCUAAACCCUGCUGCCAGCAGCGGGGAACAGGCUCCAGAUCAGUCAGACUCUACUCCUGCAGCUACCAGCAGCAGCCCUAUAGACCUGUCUGCCAAGAAGACCUCUGAGCCUGACUCCAAUACUACAUUUACUACAACCACUACUCAGGAUGCUCCUAACUCAUUUGGCUCAUUGGGCUUCAGUGCUCUAGGAGGGGAAGGAUUCUCCUUUGCUGAUCUGGCACAGAACACUGGGGGGGAAUUUGCCUUUGGAAAACAAGAUUCCAACUUCUCGUGGGCGAACGCCGGGGCUACGUUGUUUAGAGCUGCAGACCCAGCCAAAGCUGAGGGAGGGGAGGAAGAGUGUGAUGAAGGGGACACUAAUAAUGUGGGCAUUGACUUUGAACCCAUAGUCUCUCUACCAGAGGUGGAGACUAAGUCAGGGGAGGAGGAUGAGGAGAUCCUGUUUAAGGAGCGUACCAAGCUGUACCGCUGGGAGAGAGACCUGGGCCAGUGGAAGGAGAGGGGUGUGGGAGACAUCAAGAUCCUCUUCCACCCCGAUAAGAGGUUCUACCGGGUGCUGAUGAGGAGGGAGCAGGUGCUGAAGGUCUGUGCCAAUCACACCAUCUGUCAGAGCAUGGAGCUCAAACCCAUGAACACCUCUAACCAAGCCCUAGUCUGGACAGCUACUGACUUUUCAGAUGGUGAGGGUAAGGUGGAACAGUUGGCAGCCAAGUUUAAGACCGCGGAGCUGGCCGAGAGUUUCAGGAAGAUCUUCUGUGAGUGUCAGAGUCGAAUGAGCCAAUCAGAGGCCUCCACCCUCUCCUCCCCCCAGCUGUCCAGGGUACAGGAACAUUCCAGAGACACCAAUCCCCAGGUGUACCUCUCUAUCUCCGCUGAUGACAAGCCCCUGGGAACGGUCACCAUAGAACUGUUCUCUCACAUCGUCCCCAAGACAGCUGAGAACUUCAGAGCGCUGUGUACAGGACAGAAAGGCUUCGGACUGCGCAACACUGUCUUCCACAGGGUCGUACCCGACUUCAUGUGUCAGGGUGGAGACAUCACCAACCAGGAUGGGACAGGAGGGAAAUCCAUCUACGGGCACAAGUUUGAGGAUGAGAAUUUUGACGUGCGCCACACAGGCCCGGGUCUGCUGUCCAUGGCCAACCACGGCCGAGACACCAACAACUCCCAGUUCUUCAUCACUUUGAAGAAGGCUGAGCACUUGGACUUCAAACACGUGGCCUUUGGCUUCGUCAGAGAGGGCAUGGAUGUGGUUCGCAGCAUGGGAAAGCUGGGCACCAAGACUGGCAAACCCAGCAAGAAGAUUGUCAUCACCGAAUGUGGACAACUGUAGAGCUUCGUUCUGUUCACUGACAGUGGACAUCUCAACUGUAGGGCUGAGAUCUGGUCACUGACUGUUGACAACUCAACUGUAGAGCUUCUCUCGGUUCACUGACUGUGGACAUCUCAACUGUAGGUCUGAGAUCUGGUCACUGACUGUUGACAACUCAACUGUAGGGCUGAGAUCUGGUCACUGACUGGAUGUCUAUCGGCCUUCGUUCUGACCAUGGACUGGACAGUGAUAGGCUUUCAAACUGUGGAGUGGACAACUAUAGUAGGAACAUCUCAAAUGAGACCCUAUACCUCAUGUAAUGUAAAACAUGUUUAGUUUUUUUGCAGGGUUCUGGUAGUGUACUACAGGGGAAAUAGGGUGUCAUUUGAGACCGAGAUGGUCUCCUUUUCAUAAGUGUUGCCCCACCCUGAGGGCAGCAUGUGACUACGUGAAUCUUCAGACUUUAUUUUUGUGUAUAAUGUACAUUAAAUUCUUUUCAUGUGUUCUAUUAAAAGUUGAAAACGCUGGUUCUUUCAUAAGCUCCCUAACUGGAUUGUUUUGCAUAGUUAAGCCUUAAUUGAGAUUAACAAGAAACCUUGUUUAAAAACCAACCUCAGUUCAAAAUGAACAAUGUUCCUCUCUCCUGCUCCCUUUGAAUACUUUUAGGUGUGGUGGUGUGUUUUUGUGUAUACAUUGAUUUCAUAAUGUACAAAUCAUUGAGAAGAACCUUGUUCAUCUUAAACUCCGAAAGUAGGAAUAUGAACAACUAUAACCUGCUGUGUGACACUUUGGGAGAGGUAUGACAUAAUAUCUGGUGGUUGUGGAAGAACCUUCUAUGGUAUUCUGUUGACAAAUAUCACUUGGAGUUGAAACAAUUCUUAUUGUCAAUAUAUAAAUGAGGCUGGAGAAUGUCUUUAGAAAUAAAUUUGCUUUAUACUGAUAA
Messenger RNA from Oncorhynchus kisutch (coho salmon), 11208 nucleotides. RefSeq names its product E3 SUMO-protein ligase RanBP2. Gene Ontology annotation, molecular function: GTPase activator activity; peptidyl-prolyl cis-trans isomerase activity; protein binding. Gene Ontology annotation, cellular component: nuclear pore; cytoplasm. Gene Ontology annotation, biological process: protein peptidyl-prolyl isomerization; intracellular transport. The record is from RefSeq and is a predicted model, not a curated record. The coding region runs from base 147 to 10286 and encodes 3379 amino acids. The transcript is spliced from 30 exons. NCBI's taxonomy places the organism in Eukaryota, Metazoa, Chordata, Actinopteri, Salmoniformes, Salmonidae.